Molecule: messenger RNA, 2830 nt
Organism: Oryzias melastigma (Indian medaka)
Lineage: Eukaryota; Metazoa; Chordata; Actinopteri; Beloniformes; Adrianichthyidae
Gene: slc49a4
Product: solute carrier family 49 member 4
Exons: 9
Coding region: 139-1530 (463 amino acids)
Cellular component (GO): membrane; intracellular membrane-bounded organelle
Source: RefSeq, a predicted model, not a curated record
CAUGCGCAGUGACGAAACGUGUCAGGAACUGAGGGCUGUUUUUGUUUCAUCGAACUCGCGCAGUGACCGUCAAUGUCUCGUCGCUGUAGAAUCGUUUAACACGAAUUUAUUAGACUUGAAACCUAAUAUCGAAUUAUUAUGGGUGCUAGUUCGAGCACCGAGGCCGAGAGGGAGCCGCUUCUUGUUCCGUCGUACGCGGGGACUAAUAGCCCGGUAAACAGCAGAGUGUACGGGAGAAGAUGGCUGGUUCUGACCCUGUUCUCCCUGUUGGGACUAAUGCAGGGAAUGAUUUGGAACUUCUGGGGUCCUAUUCAGAACUCUGCCGUUCAGGCCUACGGAUUCUCUAAUUCGGACAUCGCCGUUUUGGUGCUGUGGGGCCCGGUGGGGUUCGUCCCGUGGUUAUUGUUUAUGUGGUUAAUGGAUAAAAAAGGUUUGCGAGCAUCUCUCCUUCUGUCUGCAUUCUUCAUGUUGUUAGGAGCAGCCCUGCGGAGCGUUCCACUGCCAGAUCUGCAUCUGAGACGAUGGCUGAUUCACGGAGGCCAGCUUCUUAACGGUUUAGCUGGCCCGACCACCAUGAGCGCAGGCCCCUACCUCUCCACCACGUGGUUUGCUCCUGAUCAGAGAGCCACGGCCACGGCCAUCGCCUCACUCUUCUGCUACCUGGGCGGCGCCGCCUCCUUUCUUGUGGGGCCUCUGGUUGUUCCGGCUCCCAAUGUGUCCCAGACGGUGAACGGCGUGGCGGCGGCGGUCUCUGACAGCUCCAUUUCCGAGAGGAUCCAGCUGAUUUUGUAUGCAGAACUGGCUGCAGUCGCUGUGCUUUUUGCAGCGAUCUUGCUCUACUUCCCUUCACGGCCACCGAUCCCUCCCAGUGUGGCGGCUGCAAGCCAGAGACUGAGUUACAGGAGCAGCAUCUGCAGACUUCUGAGCAACCUGCGGUUCCUGAUGAUCGCUCUGGCGUACGCAGUCCCAACGGGAGUGAUUGCUGGUUGGGCGGGAGUCCUUGAUAUGGUUCUUACCCCAGCUAAAGUUAGCCAGGUGGAUGCAGGCUGGAUUGGUUUCUGGUCUACGAUUGGUGGAUGUGUGUUUGGAGUGGCAAUGGCAAGAUUUGCAGACUCCAUCCGUGGAAUGCUGAAGCUGAUUUUGGUGCUGAUGAUGGCAGGGGCCUCGCUGUCGUCCACCUGGUUCACCCUCACCUGCCUCAGUUCGGUCACCCACCUCCCCUCCACAGCAGCCAUCCUCUACACUUCAUGCAUCCUUACUGGCAUUUUUAUAAACAGCAGUGUGCCGAUAUUCUUCGAGCUCUUCAUCGAGACAGUAUACCCGGUCCCUGAAGGCAUCACCUGUGGAGUGGUCACUUUUCUGGGAAACAUGUUCACUGGGCUGCUGCUCUUCUUCCUCACCUGUUACUGCACAGACGUGUCGUGGUUGAACUGGUGUCUAACUGGCUCCUGCAUCUUCAGCCUGACCCUCAUCCUCUUCUUCAGGGAGUCCUACGACCGUCUCUACCUGGACGUCUUCGUCUCUGUGUGACACUAAUGUGGACAAAAGAAGUCCGCUCAAGAAGAGGAAACCAUGGAAAUGAAGGGAAAAGCUGUCUGUAAUAUUUUGGGAUGUUGAUGAACCACAGAUGAUGGUUAUUUAUCGAGGCAGCAGAGAAGAACGUGGAUGGACUCCACACCUUUGUUUACUCUUUGUACGUGUUCAUCUCAAAGCCUUGUGUUGACCCGAUUGUUACCUCUUUUUAUUUUAUUUUUUUUUGCAUUGUUUGUACAUAAAGAGGUUUUUGUGACAGAUUUCCUGUUCUUAAGCAGACCCAGCAUGCCACUGUUUUCUUGAGGGCGAUGUCAAAGCUAAAGUUGCACUCGGUGAUCCUUUUGAAGCCGCCUGCCUCCACUUGCCUCGUCUCUCAAAACAGCAGGACGCCGCCUUGAAAGCUCACAGGCUGGACGCCGCACAGACUCCACAUCAAGCGUCUGUCCCCAACAGGAGGCGGGGAUAAUGGUACUCUUCCAUCAGCCAAUCAGAAUCCUGGCUGUGCUGAGUGAGGUAAAAAAAAGGGACAAAGACUUCAGUGUUAGGAGGCCUGUGAUAUUGCCUGUCAUCGCAAGGCAGUUACAUAGAUUAGGUUUUAUCGCCCUAUAAAGAUGAAUAUUAUGCAAAAUGAUCCAGCAGAUAGAUGAUUGGAUGCCAGCCAAAGACGCAGGCUGUUUCUCCACACGGCCGCACUUUUCAUAUGUUCUUCAUUUCUAUUUAUAACCCAGACGUUUGCCUUUGAGCGUUUUGUACAGUUUUAGUUUUUCUCGUCAGUCAAGCUAUUUAUUUGGAAAUGCCUCAACACUAACGGUUAUCAGACAGUUGUACCAAAAGUACCAACCGUCUUGUGGGCACUGGUCACUCCUCCAAAGCACCAACAUAUUCAGAUUUGAAAAACGUUAGACAUUUCAUGGAUUCUAUGAAGAAAUAAGCAAAUAGAAAAAGAAUCUCUGCCACCGUUUGUCCUGCAGCCGCCGCAAGAGGCAUUUUUAUGGGUUUGGUCUGAAGUGAAGAGGCUGGAUAAUGAGCUUCUGGUGCUCGUUUUGUUUUUCUCCUUGUACAGAAAAGGUAAAUGUGUUGCCUUAAUUAGAUGGAGUGUGAUCCGUCUCCCUCUCCUUCACACUGUGACAAUUUUAUCUGUAGAUAUUUUGAUAGUUCCCUGCGGCGCUCAGUCUGGUCGCACUGUGGUGUCUCGGGUUCUGGAAUUAAAUGUUCAUGUUUUGUGAAAAAAAGAAAACACAAACAUAACUUUGGCAGAUUUACAAGCACCUUAUUAAAUUGAUCAUUUUACGAAUAA